Molecule: messenger RNA, 2453 nt
Organism: Phoenix dactylifera (date palm)
Lineage: Eukaryota; Viridiplantae; Streptophyta; Magnoliopsida; Arecales; Arecaceae
Product: phosphatidylinositol/phosphatidylcholine transfer protein SFH8-like
Source: RefSeq, a predicted model, not a curated record
AAAAAACAAAAAAGAUUAAGAAACCUCGCCCCGAUUUCUCUGCCCUGGAAUCGGCGAUACUUUUAUACCAUCUCUUUUCUUCUCCAAUUCCUCGGUUCCCCUUCCUCUCUCCCAACUCUAUUCUCUCUAUCCUUCGUCAGCUCGCCCUCGAAAUCCUCCGCCCAAACCCGCCGCCGCCAGCCGCCCGAUCUCCUUCGCCUUCCCACCCGCUGGAUCCGUAACGCCGUGCCGAUCCUUUCGAGCUUCUUUCCAGGGGAUUCUGAUUUUGUUGCUCUCGGGCAUCGGAGUUUGCUGACUCCUUUCGUGGUCGGAUCGCACGUUGGAUAUGUCGGGGCCGCUCGAUCGGUUCGCCAGGCCCUGUUUUGAGGGUUUUUCUAGUCAUGAUGAACGAAAAGAACGGAAGUCAGAUUUUGAGAAUUCAGAAGAUGAAAGGAGGACAAGAAUAGGAUCAUUGAAGAAAAAGGCUUUAAAUGCAUCAACUAAAUUUAGACGUUCUUUAAAGAAAAAGAACAGGAGAAAAAGUGACAGUCGAGUUAUUUCUGUUUCAAUCGAGGAUAUACGGGAUAUCGAGGAGUUACAAGCUGUUGAUGCAUUUCGCCAAUCACUAAUUUUGGAUGAGUUGCUACCUGCAAAGCAUGAUGAUUAUCAUAUGAUGCUGAGGUUUUUGAAAGCAAGGAAGUUUGAUAUUGAAAAAGCGAAGCACAUGUGGGCUGAAAUGCUUCAGUGGAGGAAGGAAUAUGGUGUUGAUACUAUUGUAGAGGAUUUUGAGUACACCGAGUUAAAUGAAGUUCUACAGUAUUAUCCUCAUGGUUAUCAUGGUGUGGACAAGGAAGGGAGACCUCUUUACAUCGAAAGGCUGGGAAAAGUCGAUCCCAACAAACUCAUGCAGGUGACGUCUAUGGAUCGGUAUUUAAGAUACCAUGUGAGGGAGUUUGAGAGGAGCUUUUUGAUCAAGUUCCCAGCUUGCUCACUUGCCGCAAAGAAGCACAUUGAUUCAAGUACAACCAUUCUGGAUGUUCAGGGUGUGAGUUUGAAAAACUUCAGCAAGACUGCCCGAGAACUGAUUGUACGAUUGCAGAAAAUUGACAAUGACAACUACCCAGAGACGCUGCACCGAAUGUUCAUCAUCAAUGCUGGUCCAGGCUUUAGGCUGCUGUGGAACACUGUGAAAUCUUUUCUUGAUCCAAAAACUACUUCAAAGAUUCAUGUUCUUGGAACCAAGUACCAAACUAAGUUGUUAGACAUAAUUGAUGCCAGCGAGUUGCCAGAAUUUUUUGGUGGUACUUGUACCUGUGCAGAAUAUGGAGGAUGCCUUAGAUCUGAAAAAGGCCCAUGGAAGGACCCAAAUAUAUUGAAGAUGGUCCUCAGUGGUGAAGCACAAUGUGCAAGGCAAAUUGUCACAGUUUCCAAUGGCGAGGGGAAGAUCAUUGCUUAUGCUAAGCCACGAUACCCAGUGAUAAAGGGUAGUGAUACAUCUACUGCUGAGUCUGGCUCAGAAGCUGAAGACAUUACUUCCCCCAAAGCAUCAAGGAGCUAUAUUUCACAUCCUCUGUUAACUCCUGUUCGUGAAGAGGGAAAAAUGGUCAAGGCAGCUAGCUUUUCUGGCUUUCCAGAGCAUGAUGAGCAUGUCCCAAUGGUCGAUAAGGCUGUAGAUGCAGGAUGGAAGAAAGAAGUUUCUAAUCAAAAGCUCUCUUCAUCUAAAGGGUCUUUUUCUUUGUCGGAUAUGCAUAAGCCUCCUGAAGGACUUCAAGCUCGGAUAAUUGCACUGUUUGUGGCCUUCUUCAUGACUCUUUUUACACUGAUUUGUUCAUUCACCAGCUGUGUGACCAAGAGGCUUCCAGACAAAACUUCUGAGCCAGAUCACCUUGAUUCUGCAUAUUGUCUAGACCCUGUUCCCAAGGAGGAAUUUCGCCCCCCCUCACCUGCUCCUGGGUUCACUGAGGCAGACCUCCUUUCAUCGGUCUUGAAAAGGUUGUGUGAGCUGGAAGAGAAGGUUGAUAUUCUUCAAGCAAAGCCAUCUGAAAUGCCUUCAGAGAAAGAAGAGUUGCUUAAUGCUGCUGUCCGGCGUGUAGAUGCAUUAGAAGCUGAGCUUAUAGUUACCAAAAAGGCUUUACAUGAAGCUCUUAUGAGGCAAGAAGAACUGCUUGCAUACAUGGACCGUCAAGAAGAGGCUAAGUUUCGGAAGAAGAAAUUUUGCUUUUGAAGAAAGAGAGUGCACAGAUCCAUUUUGCCGUGACCAUCCUGCUAUUGAUACUUUAUGAUGAGUGAUGAUUUUGAUGUGUAUUUGUCCAGAGAAACCCUUUCCUGAUAACAAUAGUUGACUCUAGGGAGAUGAAUGAUCAGAUAAAAAUAAAUCAUAUUGUCUAACAAUGGUUGAUGGCCAGUUUGAGCAUUGUUGUUGGAACACAUCCUGAGUACUUUUACAACAUAUAACCUGUUCUGGAUCCCAUCCA